This is a messenger RNA of Linum tenue, 693 nucleotides long. The record is from the annotation of a GenBank genome assembly. NCBI's taxonomy places the organism in Eukaryota, Viridiplantae, Streptophyta, Magnoliopsida, Malpighiales, Linaceae.
AUGGCCUCUUCCUCACAUUUCACGGAUCCACGGAAAUGGUUCUCUCACUCAUCACCUCACUGCCUCACAUGCAAUCUCGGUGCUUCUCUUUUCUUGGAUCCUCCCGCAAUCAACACUCAAAUUCUUGGGAAGCUAAACCGGGUUGUACCCGACGGUUUGACUGGGUGGUUAGUCCCUACCAGUCUGAAUGGGAAAAUCGAUAUCCAACCCCUCGCUGUCAACUUAUCAUCGUGUCUCCCGGCAAUCGGGCGACCCGGGAAGCUGGUCAACUGCUGCCCGCCUCGAACCAUGCUAGACGACCCGAUAUCCGACUUCGAGUUCCCCGACCCGGCAACAACCCCAAUUCGGGUCCGCCGCUUCGCUCACCGGCUCGACGACACGACUACAUGGCCAACUUUACCCAACAGGUUGAAAUCCACAUCUAGUACUGCACCGGGUCGUUUCUCCAGCAGGGCUCAGAUUUCCCGGUUCAGGUCCACAAGAACUGGCUCUUCUUCCCUUGGCACCGGCCACCGGAUAUUCCUCUACUUCCACGAGAGGAUCCUCGGGAGCCUGAUCGGCAACGAGACCUUCGCGUUGCCAUUUUGGGGUUGGGAUUCACCCGACAGGAUGACCCUGCCGGAGUUCUACUUAAACGGGUCGUUCAACGACCACCGCCGCGACCGACUCAUGUGCCCACCGUGGUGGACCUGA